AUGUCUGUGGUUAAAGGAAAGGCAUUAGUAAAAAUGGAUGUUAUCCAAGUUGGUGAAUACGAAUUUACUAAACAAGACAUAAUAGGCCAUGGUGCCUUUGCAAUGGUGUACAAAGGAAGAAAGAGAAAGAAUCCAUCGCAAGCGGUUGCCGUUAAAGUCGUGACGAAGAAAGGUUUACAAAAGGCUUCAGAGAUCCUCGUGAAAGAAAUAAAGAUUCUGCGCGAACUGACUGCCCUUCAUCAUACAAACCUUGUCGCUAUGCAUGACUGCAUGGACAGCACUGCCUAUGUUUACGUUGUUAUGGAGCUAAAAAGUGACCCGGAACGAUUUUUGUUACCUGACGAUUGGGAUUGCACUUUUUCUGGUAUUGGAAAACAUAAAAGUUAG
Molecule: messenger RNA, 387 nt
Organism: Pieris macdunnoughi
Lineage: Eukaryota; Metazoa; Arthropoda; Insecta; Lepidoptera; Pieridae
Source: the annotation of a GenBank genome assembly